AUGGGUUGUGGGUCAUCUGGAACUGUCGCUGCCGUGACUGAGGAUAUGACCAAUGGUGUGACAAAAGCACCUAACGGCGCUGGACUGAACGGUCAUCAUCACGAUGAUAGUGAUGACCUGCCUACAGUGGUGCUACCUGAUACGCCUGUAAAGCCGAAACCUCCUGUAGCAUUCGAGAUCCCUUUAGAAGAGUUCGAUGGUCCUAAGCGACAGAUGACGCCACCAGCUCACUUGCAGAGGUUGCUUCAAGCUCCUCAACCUGACCUCAGCCUGCCUGACAUUGAGGAAAAGUUGGCUGAAGCUGAGCAGAGGAGGCUAUCUGAACAUUUGGAGACAAAACAUGUGAUGAACUCUCUAACGAUUCCUCCAGAGUCUGAGGCGUGCGAGGAUAGAAAUAUUUGA
Arctia plantaginis is the source of this 402-nucleotide messenger RNA. NCBI's taxonomy places the organism in Eukaryota, Metazoa, Arthropoda, Insecta, Lepidoptera, Erebidae. The record is from the annotation of a GenBank genome assembly.